AUGAAAUCAGGCUGGAAAAUUCUUAAAUCAGAAGAUCGUAACUUUGAUUUACACUUUUGGGUCACAACAUUAUUAAGUGUGACUAAAGAAAGGAGGAAAGCUGAUCCUAACUUAGAUAGUUUAUUUAUUUCCACUAGAGGACUAGUGAAAGCAGCUUUAAGAUCUGUUAUAGCAAGUUGGGUUAAAACAGCUUUCAUCGAAGCUGGUAUUUUGUCUAGUCCAGGAAGCAUCAGAUCUGCAGUAGCUUCAUUUAGAUACGCUAAUAAUAUUUCUUUAGAGGAAAUAUUACGUAAAGGGAAUUGGAAAAGAAAUAAUAAUUUCUUUAAAUACUAUUGCAAGACUGUUUCAAAGCAAGGCCUUGCCGCCAUGCUCACGGAAGUGGUACUGACAAAAGGUCGCGGUGCGUUCCGCGCCGCUGACGUCUUGCCUGCUGCCCGAUUCUGCGAGACGGAUACAGCUGCCCUCUUGGUUACUCGCACUGGUUAG
Molecule: messenger RNA, 486 nt
Organism: Parnassius apollo (apollo)
Lineage: Eukaryota; Metazoa; Arthropoda; Insecta; Lepidoptera; Papilionidae
Source: the annotation of a GenBank genome assembly